AAGGUGUGUGAGGGAGAGAAAGGGGGCGUGGACCGAAGAAUCAGUCUGCCCUCCGCCUCAGAGCGUCGCCACUUGGGGUCCCAACAGCAUUGGCAUCGUGGCGGAGCCUCGGAAACCAACCUGGCCACCUGGAAAACUUUCUCUUCAGAAAAAAAACAAAACAAAGAAACUCGGCUAACUCUCAUUUUUGCGGCUAUUUUUUCGAAAUUCUUUCCUCAACAAGGACUCAUCCAAACAGGUUAAUUUGUUUGGGGAUUUUUUUUCUACGUAUGGAAAAGUGACUCCUGUUCGAUUUGAAAAAAAAACCCAGACGUGUGAUAACUUUUUUCUUCCCCUGCAUUGAUUGAAAUCCCAAGAAAGAAGAAGAAGAGGCGGAGUCGGAGUCAUUUCCCCCCCAAUUUUUUUUCUUUCUUUCUUUUUUUUUUGGUUAAAAAGGCGAGCAACGGCCGCUUGCUCGGACCCGCCGCCAACAUGAUGAUGAUGUCGCUGAGCAGCAAGCAGCCCUUCUCCGCCAUGGCGCACGCCAGCCUGGCCGAAGCCAAGUACUCGUCGCUGCACUCGGUGGGCAACAACAACAUCUCCACUUCUUCUUCGUCGUCGUCGUCUUCCGCCACCUCCAACGCGGUCUCCUCGUCGUCGUCGGCGUCCUCCUCUUCGGCGUCCUCCUGCGCCUCCUCCCGUCACAGCAGCAUCAUCAGCACCAGCUCGGAGGCGAUGCGGCGCGCCUGCCUCCCAACGCCGCCGAGCAAUAUAUUCGGCGGCUUGGACGAGAGUCUGCUGGCCCGGGCUGAGGCGCUGGCCGCGGUGGACAUCGUGACGCAGAGCAAGAGCCACCUGCACCACCACCACCCGCCGCCGCACCACAGCCCCUUCAAGCCGGACGCCACCUACCACACCAUGAACGCGCUGCCGUGCACGUCGUCGUCGUCGUCUUCGUCCGCCUCCUCGGUGCCCAUCUCGCACCCUUCCGCGCUGGGAGGCGGCGGCGGCGGCGCGGGCGGCCACGGCCACGGCCACGGCCACGGCCACCACCACCAUCACCACCACCACCACCACCACCAGCAGCCGCACCAGGCUCUGGAGGGCGACCUCCUGGACCACAUUACCCCGGGCCUGGCGCUGGGGGCCAUGGCGGGCCCCGACGGCUCGGUGGUGUCCACGCCGGGCCACCCGGCGGCGCACAUGGCGAGCAUGAACCACAUGCACCAGGCGGCGCUGAGCAUGGCGCACGCCCACGGGCUGCCCCCGCACAUGGGGAUGAGCGACGUGGACGCGGACCCGCGCGACCUGGAGGCCUUUGCCGAGCGCUUCAAGCAGCGGCGCAUCAAGCUGGGCGUGACGCAGGCCGACGUGGGCUCGGCGCUGGCCUCGCUCAAAAUCCCCGGCGUGGGCUCGCUGAGCCAGAGCACCAUCUGCAGGUUCGAGUCGCUGACCUUGUCGCACAACAACAUGAUCGCGCUCAAGCCCAUCCUGCAGGCGUGGCUGGAGGAGGCCGAGAAGUCGCACCGCGAGAAGCUCAGCAAGCCCGAGCUUUUCAACGGCGCCGAGAAGAAGCGCAAGCGCACGUCCAUCGCCGCGCCGGAGAAACGCUCGCUCGAGGCCUACUUCGCCAUCCAGCCGCGGCCGUCGUCGGAGAAAAUCGCCGCCAUCGCCGAGAAGCUGGACCUCAAGAAAAACGUGGUGCGCGUCUGGUUUUGCAACCAGCGGCAGAAACAGAAACGGAUGAAGUACUCGGCCUGCGUUUAAAGACCCUUUUCCAUUAACCGGACGCUUUGUAUCAUAAGUUCCUAUUGAUGAAAAGACAACGGCGCGCGCGCGCGCACACAAACAGAUGAAACAAGUUUCAUUUUCGUUAUUUGUGCAUAAGAAGAGAGAGAGAGAAAAAACAAAACAAAAAAAAGACCGCGCGUGGGGGACGAGGAGCCCGUGGAGCGUGCAAGUAAGACUUGAAAAUACUUCAUUCCACCCAGUUUUGAAUUUCACGAAAAGAAAAAAAAACAACAAAAAAAAAAGUGUGAAUCGAACGGGACAGAACGUGGAGCAACUGAGAGCACUUGGGAGUCUUUGCAGGGUCCACGACAGAUGUCAUAACAAUAACAAGAAGAACGAUGACUGCCAAAUAUUCCUCUUUGUGAAUAUGCAUCAUUUACACCUUGGGUUGCUUGUCCAAACGUGCAAUUUAUUCGUAUUCAUUCCACUUGAUUGAGAAAACUCAUCAGGGAUCGGCAGAUUUGAUGAAAUCAUUUCAAGUGUUUUGUUUUUACAAGCCAGCGUGGGCCCGCUGCUCCUUAUGAACUAUUUAUGGAGUGAGGUCAUGUUUACUUCAUUACAUAUUUAUUGGGAUCCCCCCCCCCCCAUCCCCGACACCAUCACCCCCUUUUUUCCUCCAUAUUUGUUUUCCGAGCAAAUUCACAAGUCCCCCCCCACACCCCCACCCCGAUCAUCUAAAGUGGUACAAUCGAUAUAAAUAUAUAUAUAGAUAUUAUUUCCCCCUUUGCUAUUUAUUUAUUUGUACCAAUAUAUUCGUCGUUUUGCUUGUACCAAUCACCUCGUUUGAUGACUUUUGAUUGAUCGCUUCGUGGAAGCAGGAGACCGAAAUGUAAAUAAUGUCAACGAUUGCACAUUUAUUCUAUUCGUGCAGGGUUUCUUUUUUUUUCCUCCUGUAUUUGCGGUUUUAGCUGAAGUAUUUUAUGUUUGAUGUAUGUUGAAUUACUUUGAACGAACAAAAACUCUGCGUUAAAUUAUUAUCCCCCAACCCUUUAUAAUUUAUUCAUGGUAUUUUAUUUAACAAUUGGAAUGUGUCUUUCAUUAAAGAACAAACUUUGCCAUUUUCGAAUGUGGUAACAAAAAAAAACCAUCCAGACAUGCUAAUGUUAUUUUAUAUUUAUUAAUUCGUCUGUUUAUUUAUUGAUAAGGUAGGAGGGGAAACCGCUUUGACACAGCAAUGUGUGCAUGCACAACUCCGAAUACCAAGGAAAUAAAUACAGAAUUGGGCUCCCUA
Molecule: messenger RNA, 3001 nt
Organism: Hippocampus zosterae (dwarf seahorse)
Lineage: Eukaryota; Metazoa; Chordata; Actinopteri; Syngnathiformes; Syngnathidae
Gene: pou4f2
Product: POU class 4 homeobox 2
Exons: 2
Coding region: 472-1746 (424 amino acids)
Biological process (GO): regulation of transcription by RNA polymerase II
Molecular function (GO): RNA polymerase II cis-regulatory region sequence-specific DNA binding; DNA-binding transcription factor activity, RNA polymerase II-specific
Source: RefSeq, a predicted model, not a curated record